This is a messenger RNA of Ornithodoros turicata, 6362 nucleotides long. RefSeq names its product partitioning defective 3 homolog (gene baz). The record is from RefSeq and is a predicted model, not a curated record. Gene Ontology annotation, cellular component: apical plasma membrane; apical junction complex; cell cortex. Gene Ontology annotation, molecular function: protein binding; phosphatidylinositol binding. Bases 547 to 4908 code for a protein of 1453 amino acids. NCBI's taxonomy places the organism in Eukaryota, Metazoa, Arthropoda, Arachnida, Ixodida, Argasidae. The transcript is spliced from 25 exons. Gene Ontology annotation, biological process: microtubule cytoskeleton organization; establishment of centrosome localization; establishment or maintenance of epithelial cell apical/basal polarity.
GCGCGAGGGCCAUGCCCGCUAGCGUCGGAUUUUAUCCCCGUCUGCUUCUGUUGUGUUUGCGACUCACUAAAACCGUUGUAUUUUGUGAAACGAGGCCAUAAUACAAGGUUGCUUGGGCAUGGUUUGGAAAUUUCAACCGUUUGUAUCUCGACUCAACAUGUUUUCUUGCACGUGAGUGUUCAAGCAGCAGCGAGCGAGCUUCAACAUUGAUUGCUUCGGUCGGUUAGGCUUACCUGAGUCACAGAAGCCAGGUGUGCCGAAUGUGUUUUUGUGUCCAAAUUCGAAGUUAUGGAUUACACAUUACAACCAAGUGCCAACAAGCCGGCUGUAACCUGAGUUGUGUGUCAUCUGAACGGCGAUGUGGGCUGUAAACAGCGGGAAAGUAGGUCUGAUCGCUGUUUUUUCGUCCGUGCGCCGAUCUCCAAGAUGAAACGGCGUCGCUUGGCUCCGCGACCCUGUGGGUGACAGCAUCGUGCUCGUUUUGUUCGAGCUGUAAAGUGAUUGUGCGGGUGCGUUGGGAUUACUUUCUGGAUAACCUUCACCAGUAUGAAAGUGACAGUGAACUUUGGCUCCGUACGUGUAAUUGUUCCGUGCGGGAACGGUGACAUCCUAGUUAGAGAUCUUAUCGAAUUAGCUGUGACCAGGUACAAGAAGGCUUCGGGGAAGCCUCAAGAUGCCUGGGUGACUGUACAUAAUGUAAAAAGCUACAAUGACGGGGGAAUCUUGGACCCCGAUGACCACCUCAACGAUGUGGUUGACGACAGGGAACAGAUCAUAGCCGUUUAUGAAGAACAGAUCUCACCGUAUCCAGCGCACAAUGCUGGUGACGGUACCAGCGCCAGUUCCGUGGGGACAGAGAGCCCAGACAUCUUUCGGUGUAGUGACCUCAACCAUAAUGGCACUAAGGAUAGCUACGUUGACGUGGAAAUCUCGGGCGACAGGCUUCCAUUGGGGGUGGCUCCUCUUCAGGUGCGAAGGGGCAGCGAGCCGACCCUGAACCGGCUGUCGCCCGUCUGCCCCGAGCCCGACCCGACCAAAAGGUGGUCGGCCGCCGUGGUGGUUGAUGACCUUUCCUUGCCACCAAAACAGUACGAACAUGCUUUGGAUGGUGAUUCCUCAUUUCCCUGCGGAGAAAGGGGAGAGGGCAGCGGGGAAGAGAAGCGAGGGACGCUGACAAGGAUAGCCAGGGGAUCUGGCCGGCUCUCCAUCCUGGGAAAUAAUGCCAACAUGCUCAGGUGGGCUGAGGCAGCCGACCGACAGCUUUUCAAGGUGGAAGACGCUAGGAAAGAGCCCCUCGGCGGAACAGGAACAUCCCCUGAAGUAUCUGCUGAAGAUAGGGAUACCGUGAUUAUUCUCAAGAACGAGGCAGGUCCUCUGGGAAUUCACGUUGUUCCACGACCUGGCAGCGGCGGCAGGGAUAUGGGCCUUGUGAUCCAGGGCAUUGAACCAGGUGGUCGAAUUCAUAGGGAUGGAAGGAUCCAAGUCGGUGACACUGUGGUUGAGGUGAAUGGACAAAGCCUGCUGCAUGUCAGCUUUGAGGAAGCGCAGAAAGUGUUCAAGAAUGCCCUGCGUUCCCCGGAGCUUGCCCUGAGGUUAUCUGGCAGCCCGGCACCUCAAGAUAAUCCACCCGCGGUGCAGGAAUCUCCCAAACGUCUUAUGCUGCCCAAGCCAAUAGAUGGAGGAGAUACCGUAAAUGGUUUGGUCGAGGGUGAGGAACGAGCGGGACUCCAUAGCAAAGUGGCUACGGUAACACCAACAAAGAAGGUUCCCCAGACAACCCCUCGGCCCACCGGUCUAAAUGUGGCCAACACUCGUAAGCUCGGACGCAGGGUACCCAUCAAGCUUGUCAAGGGUCCAGAGGGUCUCGGUUUCAGCGUAACAACACGAGACAACCCGGCCGGGGGAAAUUGUCCAAUCUACAUCAAGAACAUCCUCCCUCACGGAGCAGCCAUCGAUGAUGGAAGGCUUAGGCCAGGUGACCGACUACUUCAGGUGAAUGGUGUUGAGAUGACAGGCAAGUCCCAGACUGAUGCCGUGGCCAUCCUGCGGAAUGCCCCUACGGGCAGUACGGUGGACUUGGUCGUCUCCAGGCAGGAACUGGAACCCACGCCGAGUCUACCCAGGGAAAUGCCGUCGGAAAAGGCGGAGGAGGAAGUGGGAAUCUUCCCGUGGCGGAACAAAGAAGUGCUAACGUUUGACAUUCCCCUCAACGACACGGGCUCCGCAGGUCUCGGGGUCAGCGUCAAGGGGAAGACAUCCACGGGUCCCAACGGCCCAGUUGACCUUGGCAUCUUUGUCAAGUCCGUCAUCCAUGGAGGUGCUGCGUCAAAGGACCGUCGAUUGCGGACAAACGAUCAGCUGCUUGAUGUAAACGGAAUCUCUCUCCUGGGAAGGACCAACACCCAAGCCAUGGAGACCCUUCGACGUGCCAUGACACAAGCUGAAGGGCCCAACCCCAACGCUAUCACGCUCACUGUGGCUCGGAGGGUUCCCUCUCAGGAUACUGCGGAGAAUGUGAGCUUUGAAGAAGGCUUCCUCUCCAGUGGGGACUCUUGUUCCAUGCACCUCCGGUCAGACUCCAUCGUCAGUUCGGACUCGUCGGCAGCUGCAUCUUCCUCGUGCGAGAAUCUCUCUUUGCCCGGAAGCAGAACACCCGAUCAUUCCACCAGCGGCAAUUCGGAGAACACGGUCGUCUAUGUUCCCAAGCAAGGACACGAUUACAACUAUGGCAGAAAUCCUGUGCUGGACCGUCUGAUGGGACAAGGACCUGGAAGCCUACCCAAUGAAUCCUACCUGCAAGCGAGCCAUGAGAGCUGGAGUGCGGUCCCACCACCAGGGGGUAGCCUCUAUGGGAGACGGAGACCACCACCAUUCUCUCCAAAUUCGAGUGCCAACUCUGGUGAAGCAGUGCUCAUAGAUGAAGACUAUCCAUCCAUAGCGAGGGUUGAUGUGCCACCCAUGACACCAGUCCAGGAAGAGCCACCCGCAAUGGAUGGAAAUAACCUCAACAUCAGCGACCUAUCGCUAGCAGACGGUGGCAACUUCUGCCGGGAUGGUUUUGGGAGACAGAGCAUUUCGGAGAAGCGGCACGCGCAGCUGGACGCUCGAAAUACAGACACGUACAAGCGCAACAAGAAAUCUCGUGAGGCAGCUAAGCAAACACAAGUGAAAGUGCCUCACACAAGUCCUGCUGCUCUGGUGAACGCAGAAAAUGACAAGAGGACAGCUACGAAAGAAGUCUCCAACCUGGUCAGGUCUAGCUCUGCAGACUCUCUUCUUAGUCAUUCCAAAUGUGGUGGGCCACCAGCACCACCAUGCAGUUAUCUAGUCAAAUCCCACCAACUGAGCAAGGUGCAUAGGACCCCAUUGUUCUUCUAUCCAGCUUGUUGCUUCCUAGCAAACGGGGAUUCUCCGGGAACAGACUCGAGCUGUGUAACCACAAACACGACGGUCACCAAGAGCAACAACAGCAGCGGAGCACACAGCAGUGUCACAACGCAGCAUCAACAGUUGGGCCCAGCAUUAGGAAUGCGCAAGUCCAGCAGCCUGGAGAGCCUGCAGACUAUGGUGCAGGAAACGCACAAGGGACCAGAGAAUGGAAAUCCUGCAGGACGGGGCAGUCGAGGCUGCAACGAGAGCUUCCGUGCCGCUGUGGACCGGUCUUACGAAGGUCCGACUUGCAUUGCUUGUGCACCAGAGCUCAUGGAGACACUGGAAGAAGAGAAAGAGAGUGAGAGUGGUGGUAGCUCUGGUGGCAUUGACCACCGCAUUCCAUGUCCAGUCCACUCCAACACGGAUGACCAGCAGGAAAAGAAAGGGGUCAAAGGGCAGCAGAGGAAAAAAGGGUUGCUCAAGGGUCUGGGCAGUGUCUUCAGUAGGUUUGGCAAAAACCGCAAGACCAUUCCAGAGCCGGGCUCCAAAAUGUCCAGAGAAGAACUGGAGGCAGAGCAGGCGAGACGUGCGGCUCAAGAUGAACAGGGAAGGAUACAGGAACAGUACCGCAGGCUCAUCGAGCAGCAGAAUACUCAACAAGCACAGAGGCAGAAUCCCCAGCAGACAUCAUCGACGGGGACAUCUGCUAACAACAACAACAACAACAACCAGUCAACCACACCAUCUCGACAGGAACGCAUGCAGCAGCUUCGAGCGCAGCACCAAAAGCGACACGUGGAGCGGCAGUGCCACUACCCUCGUGACGACCUCGAAGAAUGGUACGAACAGGAUCUUCAGAAGAAGAUGCAUUCUUCCCAGACUCCGCAAUGCCGUCCUCUGCCACCCGUGCCCCAGCCUAUUACUUAUGCCACAUAUGGAUACUCGCGCAGGGUCCUUCCGAAGGUGUGCAGCCCUCAGAGAAACGGCUCGUUUGGUCGCUCUUUUAGUCUGAGAACUCCUCGUUCCAUACAGAGAAGGGAAAGUGACAUUGCUCACUCCAGGUCCCAAAGUUUUGACAUCUUCAAAGAAAUGGAAAGGCCAGGCAGCAGAGUAGGCUUGGCAGAUCCCAACCAGUACAGCCACUACGUCAACUUCAAUGAGAUCCAGAUGCACCUCCGUCAGUUUCAACAGAAACAGCCUCCCAUUCCGAGUCGGCCCGACCGACCAGCUUCAAACUACUACGAGUACGAGAGCAUCCAGCCCAUGAAGCACCACAAAGAAGCAAAUGGUAUGAGGGCGGGAGGAGGGGACUCAGGGUCACUGCCACGGCAUGCCCACGUCGCUGGGCACCGCAUGGUAUAUGCCAAAGUGGCGUCCAGCUCAACACAAUUCAGUGGCAGCAGUCCGCUGAAAAUGACCCCUACGGCAGCUCCGAGGAAACAGCAGCCAAUGAACCUCGGAUACAGAAAUUCACCCAAUUCUCAACUUUAUGCAAGACGUGAAGGAGGGCAACAGAUGCCUGGAUCCAAAGUUUGAUGUUGGAAACAAAGUAUUUAUUUGGAACUGGACUCGAGGUUCGAUGUGGGACCCAAAUUGGAAACUCAAUGCAGAAUUGGGAAUUUUAUCGUGCAGCUCCAGUUGAAUGUUUCGUGUCUCGAAGAUAUUGCGCCUGCAUCAGCAAGUUUGAUGUUGAUUCGGUUUGGAAGCUUCAUCAUGAAUGGAUUAUGUGCCUGUCAUUGAACCUGGGCAGGAAACUGUGUUGAUCAAAAGUUUCAUCUGGUGUAUGUCGAAGGUCUGGUGUGUGAAGACACGAAAGCCCACGUAUCUAGACAAAGUCAUAAAGGUGCCUCAUACCCUUCAGUUCAAAGUUAUCCUGCAUGCCUGACAAAAAUGGUUUCCGUCCAAGUUUCUCGUAGGUGCCUACAUGUCAAACCAACAGCCAAAAAGCAACUCAUCCCAAGCAGAAACUUGCGAGUGAAUAUUAAACGAGAGGGGGGCUAAGUUUAACAGUGGCUUUUCAUACCGUCCGAGUUACAUCCUACUAACUGUAAUAAGAAUGCACUUCUUUGGUCUGGAACAUCACAAACAGUUGAACCUCUGUAUGCAAUAAAGGGAUAAGCAAAAAAAUCCCAAACCGAGAAGCGAACAUUUGGUAAAGUAAUUGCAGCUGGGUUUCCUCGAAUAACAUAUAUGUAUGUGUCUACUCUACAUGCAUGUCCUGAUAGCAUCGUUUUUAGGUGUGUGACUUUGCAGAAAUCCAGGAGCAUGACAUAUACCCUUUUUUGAUGUAACACCAUAUGUACAGGGUUUUGGUGUAAAAAACAAACAGUUCUCACGAGCCAGACUUUGAUGGCUGAACAAUGGUGGUACCAAGUAGGGUGAAGUCACCUGUGUGUAGUGGAGCAACCUGGAUGAGGCUUAUCGUGCAGCUAAACGAGCACAAUCUUGAAAAUAAUGUCCUAGAUGACCAGCAUAAUAUGAUUUAUUAGCACACGUUUUUUUCCUAUUACAACGCUCAGUAGCACUGCUGACAUGGUCACGUGAGGUAGGAAGAACGUGUUUUUCCGAGUGGAAGUCCAAGUUCAUUUCCGCAUCGUAGCAAAAUUUAAGCUGUGCCAUUUGUGUGCGUGUGUAGAAAAGGGGCCCGAUCUGACUGUCCAUCCCAUUGACACACAUGCACUUCCUGUUUCUUACCCUCCUGUAACGGGUCAACAAAUUUCAAUAUGGUCGUAAAUUUUCUCUGGCAGGUACAUACUGAUAUGUAGAUGUCAUUGCAACAAAAAUACUAAGAAAGGGACAAGUCACUUUAUCCCUUAUUGCAUACAGAGGCUCAAUUGUGGUGCAUGAAUAGUGCCUCUAUACUAUUGAAUACUUGUAUAUACUUUUGGUACUGUGAAUGUGGAAUUGUCUUUCCACAGAGACAUCAACUACUUUAUGCUGUAGAGUUUCUCUGGUUACAAUUUUAUAUAUAAAAUAUUGCUGAAGUCUUC